This is a messenger RNA of Symbiodinium natans, 678 nucleotides long. Lineage: Eukaryota; Dinophyceae; Suessiales; Symbiodiniaceae. The record is from the annotation of a GenBank genome assembly.
AUGUGUAGGCCUACCGUUGGUGUGGUGGGAGUUGCAUCGCCAAGUCUUUCAGUGCCGCCCGAGACAGCGAUCGGAGAUGCCACGCACCUCCUCGUCUUUGCCUCCUCCGCGUUGGCAGAACAGCGGACGCCACGAGCUGCUGAGAUCACCGACACCGAAUCUCGAGUAUCAGGGAUCAGCUUUACGGACCUCGAUCUGGAUAUGCAAGAUCUCUCGGGGGAUGUGAGCUGGCUCCAGCCCACCUCGCGAGACUUUGUGUCGACAUACGUAAUCUACCUCGCCUUUGAUCCAGUUGGGUCCGGCCGGUCGCAGCUGAAUGAAGUUCCAUUGGACACGAACCUGAUUACCAUUCCGCCGGACACGAAGUCUGGCAAUCGGCAGUUCCUUCUCGUCUACGCGAAGUCUGUUCUGGCGGAGCAGACGACGCCUGCUUCCUUUGCCAUCUCAGACGUCGUUGCCAUGGCGUCGAACGUCACCUUUGAAGACUUCGACCUCGAUGCAUCAGACAUCGGUGGAAAUCUCACUUGGGUCGCAGCGGAAAAUGAGGCAUACGUGCAGCACUACGUGGUGUACCUGGCAAUCAGCUGCAACAUCUCGAACUCUUCCGAGGCGGCGACGCUGCUGAGCGGCUCCGCGGCGCUGACCGUGGAAGGCCCUCUGCAGAGCUCGGGUGCGUAG